AUGCAUGUGAAGCAGGAUUACGACGAGAACUCGGCGGUGGCGCAUGUGAGGAGGCUGCUGGACAUUGUUGCCUGCACCACUUGCUUCGGCCCUUCUUCCUCCGCGACCAACGCCGCCAGAUCCAAGGCCGACCCCAAGAAGGAGCCAUCACCACCACCUAAAGAUGGCGCAGCAGCCAACGGUACAGGUGGGGGUGGUGGAGGCACAGCAGAGAAGCGCACCAUUACCACCACCGCCACCACCACGACGAAGGACGGCGGAGGCAGCGGCUUCACCACCACCAACGUCAAUAGCAGCUCGACAGACUCUUCGUCGGCCGGCGCGAAGGACGUGACGGAGGGGGAGGGAGAGAUGAGCGGCGCCCUCCCCCGACUCGCUCAAUUUUAUGAAUUCUUCUCCCUCUCCCACCUCACGCCUCCUCUGCAAUUCAUACGGAGGUCUACCAGGCAAAGUGAUGAUGAAACUCGCUCCGAUGGGGAUCUCUUCUCUCUUGAAGUAAAAAAUCAUCUCUUACUGCGUUCAAAGGAUUGCUGA
Messenger RNA from Nymphaea colorata (pocket water lily), 534 nucleotides. Its product is annotated as protein REDUCED CHLOROPLAST COVERAGE 1-like. Gene Ontology annotation, cellular component: cytoplasm. NCBI's taxonomy places the organism in Eukaryota, Viridiplantae, Streptophyta, Magnoliopsida, Nymphaeales, Nymphaeaceae. Gene Ontology annotation, biological process: organelle organization. The transcript is spliced from 3 exons. The record is from RefSeq and is a predicted model, not a curated record. Bases 1 to 534 code for a protein of 177 amino acids.